CCUCCAAACCAAACCCAACAAACACCGCUCCUUCUCCCAUCAAAGUCUCUCCUCUCUUUGGCUACCUUCCACUUGAUCAGGACUCUUCACGUGUCCCUCCGGUGGCCGGAAAAACCAGAUGGAGGAGCCGCUGCUGAACAGCGGAGCCGUCGUGGACUACGAGCCGGUGACAAGCUUCAAGCAGGCUAGGGAGAUCGCAUGGAAAGAAACAGUGAAGCUAUGGAGGAUUGGAGGGCCUAUAGCCUUCACCAUAAUCUGCAACUUCGGCACCAACUCCGUCUCCACCAUGUUCGUCGGACAUAUCGGAAACCUUGAGCUCUCCGCCGUCUCUAUCUCUCUCUCCGUCAUCAGCACCUUCUCUUUCGGCUUCCUGCUUGGUAUGGGAAGUGCACUAGAAACAUUAUGUGGACAAGCAUUUGGAGCUGGACGUGUUAACAUGCUUGGUAUCUACAUGCAAAGGUCAUGGAUCAUUCUAUGGACUACCUGCAUAAUCCUCACGCCCCUCUAUUGCUUCUCUGCGCCAAUCUUAAAGCUUCUAGGCCAAGAUGCUGAUGUAUCCGACCUCGCAGGGACAUUCACCGUGUAUGUGAUCCCUCAGCUAUUCUCACUUUCCAUCAAUUUCCCUUGCCAAAAGUUCCUGCAGGCACAAAGCAAGGUCUUGGUCCUUGCUUGGAUCGCAUUCAUCGCCCUGAUGAUUCACAUUGGACUUCUUUACCUCUUCAUUUAUGUGUUGGAUUGGGGGAUAUAUGGUGCAGCUGUAGCUUAUGACAUUACAGGUUGGGAACUUGUGAUUGCUCAGCUUAUUUAUAUAUUUGGUUGGUGUAACGAAGGGUGGAGCGGGUUUUCAUGGCUGGCGUUCAAAGACAUUUGGGCCUUUGUGAAGCUUUCUCUUGAAUCGGCUGUCAUGCUUUGCCUUGAGAUUUGGUAUAUGAUGAGUAUCAUCAUUCUUACUGGCCAUCUUGACAAUGCUGUCAUCUCUCUUGAUUCGCUUUCUAUUUGCAUGAAUGUCAAUGGAUGGGAAGCAAUGCUGUUCAUUGGAAUCAAUGCUGCUAUUAGUGUUCGAGUUUCUAAUGAACUUGGAUUGGGGCGUCCAAGAGCAGCUAAAUACUCGGUCUAUGUGACAGUGGCUCAGUCUCUGCUGAUUGGAAUUCUCUGCAUGGUUAUCAUCUUGAUUUCCAAAGACUACUUCUCUGUCAUCUUCACUAGCAAUGCUGAAUUGCAAGCAGCUGUUUCAAAGCUAGCAUGGCUUCUCGGAAUCACUAUGGUUCUCAACAGUGUCCAGCCUGUGAUUUCAGGUGUUGCUAUCGGAGGCGGAUGGCAAGGAAUUGUGGCUUAUAUCAACUUGGGUUGUUACUACAUUUUUGGGCUCCCAUUUGGAUUCAUUCUUGGUUAUGUUGUAGGCUGGGGAGUGACAGGGAUUUGGGGAGGCAUGAUAUGUGGAACAGCUCUUCAAACAUUGCUGCUCGUUAUAAUACUUUACAGAACCAACUGGAACAAGGAGGUGGAAGAAAGUUCGUCCCGAAUGAAGAGAUGGGGUGGACAAGAUAUAAAAGGCGAGACGACAGCUGAUAGUAUUAUAAUGUCAGGAUGGCCGAGUGGUCUAAGGCGCCAGACUCAAGUUCUGGUCUUCGAGAGAGGGCGUGGGUUCAAAUCCCACUUCUGA
Molecule: messenger RNA, 1663 nt
Organism: Fragaria vesca subsp. vesca
Lineage: Eukaryota; Viridiplantae; Streptophyta; Magnoliopsida; Rosales; Rosaceae
Product: protein TRANSPARENT TESTA 12-like
Exons: 8
Coding region: 119-1663 (514 amino acids)
Biological process (GO): xenobiotic detoxification by transmembrane export across the plasma membrane
Cellular component (GO): membrane
Molecular function (GO): antiporter activity; xenobiotic transmembrane transporter activity
Source: RefSeq, a predicted model, not a curated record